Molecule: messenger RNA, 1692 nt
Organism: Thlaspi arvense
Lineage: Eukaryota; Viridiplantae; Streptophyta; Magnoliopsida; Brassicales; Brassicaceae
Source: the annotation of a GenBank genome assembly
AUGGCGGCCACUUCUAGCUUCUCCUCUUCCCUCUCUCUUAAUGCUAAACCCAAUAAGCCCUCUAAGCCUUUCCGUUUCCUCCGUAAUACACUCCUUAAACCCUCAUCUUCUUCUUCCUCCUCCUUCUCCCCUCUUCCCGCUUCUCUCUCUUCCUCUUCUCCUUCGCUUCCGCAUAGAGUUUCUUCGUCCAGAAACGAAACCCACCCUCUUGCCCUUCUCGCGGCGGACAACGAUGACUACGACGAGAAGCCUCGGGAGGAGUGCGGCGUCGUCGGAAUCUACGGCGACUCGGAAGCUUCACGCCUCUGUUACUUGGCUCUCCACGCGCUUCAGCACCGAGGACAAGAAGGUGCAGGUAUUGUAACCGUUAGCAAAGACAAGGUUCUUCAGACAAUCACAGGUGUUGGUUUGGUCUCCGAGGUGUUCAACGAGUCCAAACUCGACCAAUUACCUGGCGACAUCGCCAUUGGUCAUGUCAGGUACUCCACGGCCGGUUCUUCGAUGCUCAAGAACGUCCAGCCGUUCGUCGCCGGUUAUCGAUUCGGCUCUGUUGGUGUCGCCCACAACGGGAAUCUAGUCAAUUACACCAAACUGAGAGCUGAUCUGGAGGAGAACGGUUCGAUUUUCAAUACUAGCUCUGAUACUGAGGUUGUGCUUCAUUUGAUUGCGAUUUCUAAAGCUAGGCCCUUUUUCAUGAGGAUUGUUGAUGCUUGUGAGAAGCUUCAAGGUGCGUAUUCGAUGGUCUUUGUCACUGAGGAUAAGCUUGUAGCUGUUCGUGACCCACAUGGGUUUAGGCCUUUAGUGAUGGGUAGGAGAAGUAACGGAGCUGUUGUGUUUGCCUCAGAGACUUGUGCUCUUGAUUUGAUUGAGGCUACUUACGAGAGAGAGGUUUAUCCUGGCGAGGUUUUAGUUGUGGAUAAAGACGGUGUGAAAUCUCAGUGUCUGAUGCCUCAUCCUGAGCCAAAGCAAUGCAUUUUCGAGCAUAUAUACUUCUCGUUGCCCAACUCGAUCGUCUUUGGUCGGUCUGUGUAUGAAUCUAGGCAUGUCUUUGGCGAGAUUCUAGCCACCGAGUCCCCCGUUGAGUGCGAUGUGGUGAUCGCCGUGCCUGACUCUGGUGUUGUGGCUGCUCUUGGUUACGCGGCUAAAGCCGGGGUGGCGUUUCAGCAAGGUUUGAUUAGGUCUCACUAUGUCGGAAGGACAUUCAUUGAGCCGUCUCAGAAGAUCAGAGACUUUGGGGUGAAGCUGAAGCUAUCCCCUGUCCGAGGAGUAUUAGAAGGGAAACGAGUUGUCGUUGUGGAUGAUUCCAUUGUUAGAGGAACCACUUCUUCCAAGAUUGUGCGUUUGCUGAGAGAAGCCGGUGCGAAGGAGGUUCACAUGAGGAUCGCGAGUCCUCCUAUCGUUGCGUCUUGUUACUACGGUGUGGACACGCCGAGCUCAGAGGAGCUGAUAUCGAAUAGGAUGAGUGUUGAUGAAGUUAGGGAUUACAUCGGGUGCGAUUCUCUUGCGUUUUUGUCGUUUGAGACGUUGAAGAAACAUCUUGGGGAGGAUUCUAGAAGCUUCUGCUACGCGUGCUUCACCGGGAACUAUCCAGUGAAGCCCACGGAGGAUAAGGUGAAGCGAGGAGGAGGAGAUUUUAUCGAUGAUGGCCUCGUUGGAGGGAUUAACAGCAUUGAAGGAGGUUGGGUUCGAUAG